UGUUUCUGAUGCCUGGGGUACAGCAGCGGGACAGCAGGUUCAACCAUAGUCCCAGGCGGACUUAUCAAUAACGGUACUACUUUAUUACUAUCCCUGCAGGAGCUCGCUGUAUUGAAACCUCAAUUUUAAAUUCAAACGCACUUGUUUUUUUCCUGAUUGAACAGACACUGAAUAUUUUCCAAUUAGUCAACACCGGCUUUUUGUUCCCAUCAGUCAUGGCGAUAGCCCACGUAGCUACCGAGUACGUUUUUUCCGACUUUUUGUUGAAGGACCCCACGGAGGCGAAGUACAAAGGGGUGCGUCUGGAGCUGGCUGUGGAUAAAAUAGUCACGUUUCUGUCAGUGGGCCUGCCUUUGUUUCUCAUCUCACUCGCUUUCGCUCAAGAGGUGUCAGUUGGUACUCAGAUCAGCUGCUUUGCUCCCACUAACUUCUCUUGGAGACAGGCUGCAUAUGUGGACUCAUUCUGUUGGGCAGCAGUACAGCAACAGGCUGACAGUUCACCACUAUGGCUGCACAAGUUCUUCCCAUACAUCCUGCUCUCACUGGCUAUCCUCUUGUAUAUCCCGGCCCUGUUCUGGCGUUUUACUGCAGCACCACAUCUCUCCUCUGACCUCAACUUCAUCAUGGAGGAGUUGGACCGCUUUUAUAAUCGUGCUAUCAGACUGGCAAAGAAUCUAGUGUCCUUAGAUAGCAAAGAUGGACCUGAGGACACCCAGAGUGCUUUGGACCUAACAGAAGGUUGUUUCAAAUACCCUUUAGUGGAGCAGUAUCUCAAGACCAAACGUUUCUCUCACUGCCUCGUGGUCAAGUAUCUUGUAUGUCGGGGUUUGACUCUGCUGAUCCUCCUGCUGGCCUGCAUUUACCUUGGCUACUACAUCCGCUUGGCCUCUCACACUGAUGAGUUUGCUUGUGACCUGCGCACAGGGGUGCUGAAAAAUGACAGCACGGUGCCCUCCGCUGUGCAGUGUAAGCUUGUGGCAGUAGGUGUCUUCAGGCUGCUCAGCUACAUUAACCUGGGAGUGUAUGUGCUUCUUGCUCCACUGGUGGUGUAUGCUGCUCUCGGGCCAGCUCAGCAGAGCUCUGGGUUUCUCCGGCCUUACGAGAUACUGCCAGGCUUUGGCUCUUUGGGUGUUGUCACACCUGUCUACAAUGACCUCAGUAUAUAUCUGCUGUUCCUGCGGGAGAACCUCAGCGAACUCAAGUCAUUCAAAUGUCUGCAGGUGCUUGAGUUGUUGCAAGAGGCUGAUGAAGAGGGGCUCGACACAAUGUGCCUACUGCAGACUCUGGGUCAGGUGAAGACUGAUGUGCUAGACAGUAAGAAGACGUGCCAGCGCAAGAACAAAGAAAAAUGUAAAGCUGAGGGUUAACUCUUCUGAGGUGAGGACCAACAUUUGGUCUUCUAAUGACGUUCUAAGUGUAAUGUAAAAGAAAUGAAGUUAUUAUGUGAUGGAGUUAUUUUUAAUGUGUUUAAUUUUCCUUUAGAUACCACACUGUUUUUAAAUAAUUGACAUGAUUAUGGGAAUGAGCACUGCUUAGGUGGACAAAAGAAACUGAACAAUUCUGCACUAACCUUUGUCUGAAUAUGAGUUUGGGGAUAGAGCUCACUUUCAACACUUUACUCAAGGAUGUCAGGAGUCUCCGGAGAUUAAGUCAAGUUGUCUUUUAAGUUGAGUCUUGGUUAUGGAGAUGUUGUGAAUGACUUCUAAAGGGAGAAUGAAGCAGACACUGUUUGUAAGGUAUUGUGAGAACUCCAGGAACAGCUUGCUCUGGACUGUAAAAUGUAUCUGUUUCUGGGCAGAUGUACUUUGAAAACAGUGGCUCACUACCUGUGCGUAUUGAAAGUAAUAGAAGACCAUGGAUCUUUUGAAUUAGUGGACCGAUGAUGCUUGCAAAUAUGAAUGGAUAUAUUGGGAGACAAAGAUAUGUAACUGUCAUAUAUUAUGAAUUUAUAAUUAAAGAAUGUU
Molecule: messenger RNA, 1964 nt
Organism: Notolabrus celidotus (New Zealand spotty)
Lineage: Eukaryota; Metazoa; Chordata; Actinopteri; Labriformes; Labridae
Product: pannexin-1-like
Exons: 5
Coding region: 216-1367 (383 amino acids)
Biological process (GO): positive regulation of interleukin-1 production; monoatomic cation transport
Molecular function (GO): channel activity
Source: RefSeq, a predicted model, not a curated record